AUGUCCACUUCUGCAAGAGACGACGGUGAUGCGCCGACCGGCAUUGCUACCGAUAACGACUACGUUUCCCGCACGGGGCAGAAGGAAGGCCCCAUCCCAGUUCAGAAGGACGAGGCCGGCGUUGAAGAUCCAAUCGAUCCGGCAACCGCCGACUCAGAUGAGCAGCUCGGUACGCAUUCUACACAGCACGUUAAAUUGGUUCGAAAGACUAACGAGCUUCCAGCCAAGGAUGACACCGAGGCCAUCAACCAAAACAAUAUCAUCAAUGAGCGCACUCGCGGUGCAACAAAGAAGGCUGGCACUUAUCAGGAGCCUGGCGACGAAGAAGGACUCCCGGGUCCAGAGGAUGGUACUAGCAACAUCCGCACAGGCCGAUGA
Baudoinia panamericana UAMH 10762 is the source of this 378-nucleotide messenger RNA. RefSeq lists its product as uncharacterized. The coding region runs from base 1 to 378 and encodes 125 amino acids. The transcript has a single exon. The record is from RefSeq and is a predicted model, not a curated record. Lineage: Eukaryota; Fungi; Ascomycota; Dothideomycetes; Mycosphaerellales; Teratosphaeriaceae.